Messenger RNA from Aspergillus nomiae NRRL 13137, 1539 nucleotides. RefSeq lists its product as uncharacterized. Gene Ontology annotation, cellular component: membrane. Bases 1 to 1539 code for a protein of 512 amino acids. The record is from RefSeq and is a predicted model, not a curated record. Gene Ontology annotation, molecular function: transmembrane transporter activity. Gene Ontology annotation, biological process: transmembrane transport. Lineage: Eukaryota; Fungi; Ascomycota; Eurotiomycetes; Eurotiales; Aspergillaceae. The transcript is spliced from 5 exons.
AUGAAUACCAAAGACAAAGAGUCUAAGGAUGUUGAUGAAUUCAUCGAAGAUAUUGAUAGCGCCCAGGCUGAGCAGGGAGCUGCGACCUCAACAGAUUCCAAAGAUGUCGAAGAGUUUACAGAGAAAGAACAGAGGAAGAUCAUUCACAAGGUCGACCGUCGCCUUGUGACGGGGCUGGGGCUUCUCAUGGGCAUGUGUCUUAUGGAUAGGACGAAUCUUGGCUCAGCUUCCAUUGCUGGAAUGUCGGAAGACCUUGGUCUGGAGAGCGGCCCGAAAUAUUCCCUUGUGCUUUUGAUAUUUUUUGUACCAUAUGUGCUGGUGCAACUGCCCGUCAAUGCCAUUGCACAGAAUAUCAGUCCUAGACACUUCUCUAGUGGUGUCACGGUGUGCUGGGGUGUACUGAUGGUGGGCGCGGCCUUCGUCGACGAAUGGUGGCAUCUCAUGAUUAUUCGAGCCUUACUGGGGGCCUUUGAAUCGAGUCUGUAUGCAUCACUCCUUCCUUUGCUAUCCGCUUGGUACACCCGAUACGACGUGCAUAAGCGAUUCUCAAUCAGCUAUUUUAUAAGCUGUCUCGUAUCUGCCCUCGGACCAGUUCUGGCGUGUGGCUUCAUGCAGAUGGAUGGAUUGAGUGGGCUUGCCGGCUGGAGAUACAUCUUUCUAAUGGAGGGCGUCCUCAAUUUCGUUGCUGCCAUCAUCGGCUGGCUAUUGCUGGUUGAGUAUCCCAAGGGCUCUCACAAAUGCUGGAUGUUUUUGACAGAGAAAGAGGAGGCAUUCAUCAUCCGCCACAUCAAUGCUGACCGAGCAGAUGCCGCCGAACAGAUCCAGUUUGACCUUCGUGACUUCCUACGUCCCGCCAAAGACUGGAAAGUCUUUACCUACUAUGAUGUUUUUGUCAGUUAUUUCCCUUCUAUACCAUACUCGACCAGUUUCACUACUAACCGUCUACUCAACAGACUAUCAACCUGCGUUUCCUACUCCAUCGCAUUUUUCCUACCUAUCAUUCUAGUAUCCAAACUAAAAUUCGGUGUAACCGCCGCACAAGCACUGUCCACACCCCCAUACAUCGUAGCCGGGAUCUGGAUGCACAUCACCGCCUGGUCCGGCGACAGAUACCACAUCCGCGGCCCUCUCGUUCUUUCCAACUGUCUUCUGUCGACCAUCGGCCUGGCGCUUCUGGGCUGGGUCGCGUCCCCCGGGGUGCAAUACUUCGGGGCCAUUCUCGUCACCUCCGGUAGCAACGCAAACGUCCCCACGAACUUGGCCUGGCAGGCCAACAAUAUCCGCGGGAAAUGGAAACGCUCCUUCUGCAACGCCUUGCUCAUCAUGGGUGGUGGGGCUGGCGGGAUCGUCGGCUCUUUGGUCUUUCGUUCUCAGGAUGCGCCGACGUAUCGGCCUGGCAUUAUAGCGUCCAUUGUGGCUAGUGUUAUCACUAUGGUUAUUUCGGUCGUUUUGAUGCUAAGAAUGCGUGUGCUUAAUAGGAAGGCGGCUACUGGGACUAUCGUUCUGGAAGAGCUAGCUGGGUUUAAAUACACGCUGUGA